Haliotis rufescens (red abalone) is the source of this 4991-nucleotide messenger RNA. RefSeq names its product ADP-ribosylation factor-related protein 1-like. Bases 102 to 710 code for a protein of 202 amino acids. The record is from RefSeq and is a predicted model, not a curated record. Gene Ontology annotation, cellular component: Golgi apparatus. Gene Ontology annotation, molecular function: GTP binding; GTPase activity. Gene Ontology annotation, biological process: protein localization to organelle; intracellular protein transport; Golgi to plasma membrane protein transport. The transcript is spliced from 8 exons. Lineage: Eukaryota; Metazoa; Mollusca; Gastropoda; Lepetellida; Haliotidae.
CUGAGUAGAUUGUCUGCCCCUUGCUCACGAGUCAUCAUCAGCUGGAAUGGAAACAUCCGGUCGUCAGUAAAGUAUCUGUCCAUCUUCUUGCCACAGCCCCAAUGUACACAUUGCUAUCCGGCCUGUAUAAGUACUUGUUCCAGAAAGAUGAAUACUUCGUCCUCAUCCUGGGACUUGACAAUGCUGGAAAAACGACAUAUCUGGAGCAGACGAAGACCAAGUUCAACAGGAGCUACCAGGGCAUGAAUCUAUCCAAGAUCACCAGCACAGUUGGCCUCAACAUUGGGAAGAUUGACUUGGGCAAGGUGCGUCUCAACUUCUGGGAUCUAGGGGGUCAGGAGGAACUUCAGUCCCUGUGGGACAAGUACUACGCCGAGUCCCAUGCAGUCAUCUACAUCGUGGACUCCUCCGACACAGAGAGACUGGAGGAAUCCAAAACAGCAUUCGAUAAGAUGAUCACGAACAGCAGCCUGUGCGGAGUGCCCCUGAUGUUGCUGGCCAACAAGCAGGACCUUGAUGGCUGUGUGAAGGUGUCCGACAUGAAGGCUAUCUUCAGCCCCAGCCAGGAGCUGAUUGGCCACAGAGACCUGCACGUGUCGGGAGUGUCUGCACUCAAAGGGGAUGGUGUCAACGAGGGCAUCCACUGGCUGGUGGAGAGCAUCAAGAAGAACAGCAUACAGAGACCCCCAACCCUGAAGGACAUUACCUGACCCCCUCAUGGCUCUCUCUGGGGGGUGGGGGUGUCCUGUACAGGGGGGUAGGUCAUGCAGUUCAUGUCAGCGCAGUCCGCACACACAGCAGACUGAGGGGAUCAUGUUUGUCUUCUGGUUCAUACCAUAACUGUUCACAUGGUGUAAACAGAAUGAAGAACUUGUCAUUUGUCAAGUCAUUAGCUGCUUCCAUAACUUCUUGACGUGUACCAAUUUCCAUGAUUCACAGCUGUAGGGUAGCCAGACUACAGUCGCACACAUAUUCCUAGUUCUAUUUUCAAAAUGAAUUCCAUAUUCAAGUCCAUACAAAAACUCUCAAUGUUUCUGUCCCAGAGACUAUUCCAUUGUCGUCUUCUUAGAAAGAACUGAUGUUUGCCCUUCAUGUACUUGAAAUGUGUCUCUCCUACUUAUGUACAGUAUGUAGUAAUCCUGGUAAUCCUGGUCAUCCUAGUAUUCCUGGAACAUCCUUAAAACUGUUACUAUAAAUAGAAACAUUGAUUAGGGCUGCAUCAUGCACUUUUACUACCCUGACAUUAAUAGAAUCUUUGUGUAGGAUUAAGAAGAAUCAUCUUCCCGAGGCAAGAGAGUGAACUGACUUUAAAAGUCCAGUUUCCACCCUUGCCGAACUAGGCUGGAAUUCCUGGGCUCGAUCAUAGCGCCACCAGUGGCUAUUACGAGUUAUGUCCUUUCUAUGCCUCUCCUAUUGACCAAUCAGAUUCAACCUCUCGUAUCACUUGCAUUUGUUUCAAACAAAACGGUGUCGCCCAGUCAAGACGAUCUGAUCAAUAAUCAAGAUCUAUAUUGUGAUAAAACGAGUCUUACAUCGUGAAGUGCAUCAAAUCACGUGAGCACCUUGAUUAAAAACAGGAAAAGAUUUAGAAAAAAUCUGUGGACAACGAGUUAGCCGUGCACAUGCUUUGCAAAUCCUACAGUCGACCUAAAUCUGCAUGAAACUUUACGAGCUGGAUUUCGAUUUCGGUGCGCGAUUUUGAUUGGACUAUGCAGAGACUCGUUAGUCCAGCCAAAAUGUAACUCCAUAAUACCAGCCUAGUUCGGCAAGGGUGAAAACUGGACUUCUAUAGUCAGCUAACUCACUUGCCUCGGGAAGAUGGAGAAGUAUUAGCCUGGAGGCUCAAUCCCCACCUCAUCCGGUUGUUGCUAUGUAAGUGCAAUAAUCUUGAACCUGACGUUAAACCCCAUUUUACCUCACCUCACCUUAAUCCUGUGGGAGAAUGGCUGCUUAGUCUAUUCAGCAUUGUAGCAUGCUGGUAGUGAAUGGAAUAUGUGUGUAGCUGUGCUCUGGUUGAUACAUCUUAUAUAACAUUGGGCAUUAUGUCUCAUAGCACACGGACCUUGUGUGGCAGGCAACACGGAAGUAAGUCAUCUGUGCAAAUGUAGCUCACCUAUAGCAACCCUAUCACAGAUCACUGGCCCACUGAUUGUGGGAGACUUUGUAUGGCUUCCCUGUCCAAGGGAAGUUCAAGCUUUGUGCCAUGAGACGUGGGUGCUUCACCAGAUGUUUACAACCAGGAAUCUGCCAACGAGGAAGUGAUGAACGCUCACUGAGCUGAUAAUCAUUAUAGGGGUAAUACUAUUAUUCAGGGCAUUAUCAUUUGCUGAAGCUUGAGGUCUUCCAUUAACUGCCCGAUGCAGAAGGGCAGUUGAAAAGACGGAGACUGAUGCUUAGUUGUGAAAAUAUAUAAUUUUGAUAAAAACAAACAACUCAUUUUCAUUUAAACUGAAAAGGAGCCCCAGUGAGAUAGGAGAUUCUGAACCUGUGGAAAAUCUAGACUUGCUUCAUUUAGGGCGAAAGCAUUGCAGUAAGGGCUGGGUGGAAGGGAAAAUAUAAGGUUCAGGGAAUGUGAGACAGGCUAUAAUGGACCGCUGCAAGAAAUGAUAUCUGUUUUGUUGAUGUUGUUGUAUGAUGAUACCUGUGAGUGAUACAGACAGCGUUCCAAGUACACUAUAUAUUUUAAUUUAUUAAUUACUUCAUUUAUUGUUUAUGUUCAUGAUCUGUUUUAGCCUUAUGUCUUUACAAAUACUUUCCAUUAAUACCAAGUUCGAGAUCACAGAAUUUCAUUUGUGUGAAUACUUUCAGUGCAUAUGUUCCUGACUGACAGUUUCAGGGGUUCUUAGUGGGAAAAUCUAGGGGUAGACUUGAUGGAGGCUGAUACCGAUGGCCUGAAGUGAUUGCUGUGGUGUGGUUCCAGAGUGUCCCUGUGUCACACAGCCUUGCUACACAUGGUGUGGUUCCAGAGUGUCCCUGUGUCACACAGCCUUGCUACACAUGGUGUGGAUCCAGAGUGUCCCUGUGUCACACAGCCUUGCUACACAUGGUGUGGAUCCAGAGUGUCCCUGUGUCACACAGCCUUGCUACACAUGGUGUGGAUCCAGAGUGUCCCUGUGUCACACAGCCUUGCUACACAUGGUGUGUUCAUACAACACAUUCUGUGGACAACAAGGGACAUUCACUAACUUUAACAAUUCACUGUCAACAAUUUCUAGGAUUAUUUGUAAAUGAAAGCCACGGGAGUCAUGCCCAUUUCCACUUGUAAGAGGGGUACACAAAGUAUGUGAAAUGGUUGAGUGGGUUAGAUCGCUGACUUUGUGUGCUGGUGAUUAGGUGCCUCACUCUGGCAGUGUGGGUUCAAAUCCUGGAUGGGACUCGACUCCAAAAAAGGACUAGAAUCUUUACUUUACUAAGAUGGUGUUAUCCCAAAUAUAACGUUUGUUACAUUGUUUCUAAAUCUUUGAAACACUGGGUUGUUUCAACAGCAUUAUGAAAUCAUGAAUGUGCAGUUUGGAAAUGGACCCACUGACAAGGCUUGGGGGGGGGAGUUCACUAGUCAACGUGUUUACUGGAAGCUUACCACAUUCAGUUCAGCUCCAGGGAAGUCAGCCUUUGACGUGCUGAUGUCUGUAUGAAAGCUGGGCCAGUAUGGACUUAUCAUUAGAUUGUCAUCUCCAACUGCCGGCUCCCUCUAGAACUUUCCACCUUCAGGUCAUUUUGUUAGUGAUGUGUUGAACUCCUGGACUGAAAUGAAACGACAUAAAUCAGGUUGAAGCAAAUAGUUCAGGAACACAAUAACCCAAUCAUAGAUUUCUACAGCUGUAACAUUACGCUCUAACAAUAUAACAAUAUCAGGUCUCAUGCCCUGAACCUGGCUGUAUAAUGAGGCUAUAACAAUAUCAGGUCUCAUGCCCUGAACCUGGCUGUAUAUCGAGGCUAUAAUAAUAUCAGGUCUCAUGCCCUGAACCUGGCUGUAUAACAAAGCUAUAAUAAUAUCAAGUCUCAUGCACUGAACCUGGCUGUAUAACGAGGCUAUAACAAUAUCAGGUCUCAUGCCCUAAGCCUGGCGGUAUAACAAGGCUAUAACAUGCCCUAAACCUGGCGGUAUCAAGAACGGACACGCUCUGUGACCCCCCUCCAGGCCAUUGACACUCACCCCUAAACUCCCACCCCCCAAACCCCCACCCCACAUGUCAGAUCCUAUUUGUACAUACCAGUCUCUAUUUAUUAUCAUGUCACGGUGUUAUUAUUCAUUCAGGUUACCAUGGUUUCUGUAGAUAGACACCACAAACGGGAAACAGGACAAAAAAGUUGGGGUUUUCACCUCAAGCAAAAGUUUCAAGUCAGUGCUUUAGAACAUUCACUCCUCAAGAUAUUUUUUCAACAAAUCCAGAUUAGGCACCAAGUUGCUUUUAUCUCUCGGAUCGUCCUUGUAGGUUUAGUGGCUGAUGAAAGUAAUGCAAUGAUUAUUUCUUAUAUUGUGAUUUUGUUAGACUAAAAAUAAGAUCAAUGGUGGAAUAAUCUUUUUCUCAGACAAUGACUGAAAAAGAGCUUUGUAUAUUGGUUUCUUCCAUGCAGUGUGAAAGGGUUCUCCGAUGGACACAGUUCAUUUCCAGAAUGUUUCCCUGCUGCUUUUGUUGAACUGUUUGCGCUCUGUCGGACUUUUUGUAGCUUUGUUAUUGAAAUAACCCUGUAUAUAUGAGUAUAUAUGUAUGUUGUUUAGUGAUAUAGACCACUGACUGUCAUAUGGUGUUUGUCAUGAUGUAUGGUAGCCUGACUGUGUGAUAUCUCAGCGUAUACCCCACAUUGAUGGCGCCAGUAGUGUGUAUAUGAGAACCUUGUAUAUAUAUGUGUGUAGUGUGGUGACUGCGUAGUUGUACAUUGUAUAUAUCAGGUGACAAGCCAGAGAAAUAACCCAUGUUUCUUGUGCUGUUCUGUGGAUUCAGCUGAUUCUGUCAUCAUUGAUUAAAAGAUGCUGUGGCAAAGGAAAA